Molecule: messenger RNA, 1305 nt
Organism: Danaus chrysippus (African queen)
Lineage: Eukaryota; Metazoa; Arthropoda; Insecta; Lepidoptera; Nymphalidae
Source: the annotation of a GenBank genome assembly
AUGGUUGAAGAUACUUUAAAUUCUGAUCGAAUGUCGGCGGCCGCUGUGCUACAAUUCGCGGCAAGAGAGGCAAGAGAAGGAAGAAGAUUUGCUGAAUUUGGCGCCCAAGCUUUCGCUAGUUUGACCUACAAUGCAUAUGCCAACCUCGAUGUGGGAGGUAGCGGCACCAGUUCUUCCUCGUCACACUUGUCCCCGGGGUGGCAGGUCAAUGACCUGGAUCUUGAUUUACCCGGGGAACUUUCUAUGAAUGAGGCCCUACUGUCAUUGCCGUCGUUGGCCGUGUUCAAGCAAGAAGCGCCUUCUCCCACUGGGAACGCGCUCUCUCCGCCGCGCAGGACCUGGCCAGUCAGACGCACUGAUGACAGACAGAUAACCAAUAUGGUUGUGGACAACCGGGACGCCAUGGAUGAGGGCUGUCAGCAACACGCUGGAGUCAUGAACACGCAGUCGAACAGCCCGGAAAGCAUGCAGUGCCAAUCCAUGCCGGUCAUAAUGCCAAUAAAUGGCUACCAUUCUCCUAAUGGACAGGAAAAUAAAACUGCUGGUCUCCUUAUGUGUUCUCCGGCCAGCUCUCUAGACGGAUUUCUUCAUUCUCCAAGACCUGAUUCGUGCUUCAAAGACGACAACAGAUUUCAGUACGUCCUAGCGGCCGCUACAUCUAUAGCGACUAAACAGAACGAGGAGACGUUGACUUACUUGAACCAGGGACAGCCUUACGAGGUCAAGCUGAAGAAACUGGGAGACUUGGCGCAUUAUAAGGGGAAGAUAUUAAAGAGUAUAAUAAAGAUCUGCUUCCACGAGCGACGCCUGCAGUACAUGGAGAGAGAACAGAUAGCACAGUGGCAUAACGACAGGCCCGGAGAGAGGAUAUUAGAGGUGGACGUACCGCUAUCGUAUGGAGUGUCACGCGUGGAGCAACCAGCUGCCCUCAAUGAACUACAUGUACACUGGGACCCGACUAAAGAUGUGGGGGUGUACGUAAAAGUAAACUGCAUAUCAACAGAGUUUACAGCGAAGAAGCACGGCGGUGAGAAGGGCGUGCCUUUCCGUAUACAAGUUGAGACAAUGUAUGAAGAUAGGAGACUCCAUACAGCUGCUUGCCAGAUUAAGGUGUUCAAGCUAAAAGGUGCGGAUCGUAAACACAAGCAAGACAGGGAACGAGUAUUGAGAAGACCCAGGUCUGAAGUGGAGAGAUAUCAACCUGGAUGUGAUGCUACUGUACUAACAACGCUAUCAAACGAUGCCCUGAUGCCACCACCUUCGCUAGUGACAACAUCACCACCAUACUCACCAGAGAUGUGGUAA